AUGUCUCUAUACCGAAAAGUCGAACGAGUUAAACGAGUCGAACGGUCGUCAUCAGACGAUUUUCAAAACCUCACUGAUGUCAACGUUCCUUAUAACAUGUAUAAUUAUCCGCCAAUAAAAGAUGGAUCGGAUAUUAAAAACAUCACGAUAGCAAGGAAACCAAAUGUCAUCCGUGGAAAAUCGUUGAUGACCGACAUGUGCAAGAUGUUUAAUAAUCCAAACUAUGGGGAUAUCAAAAUCAUAUGUAAGGAUUCGGUUCCGCUCCACGCAUGCCGUGCAAUUCUUGCUGCUCGUUCCGAAACAUUUUAUCAAAUAUUAUCUGAUUUCGACUACAUUGAAACCAAAGAAAUAUAUUUUCGAAUGAUUUCCGAAGAUAUCAUGAAAAUUAUACUUUUGUUUAUUUAUACUGGAAAAUUGUGCGGCAGGAUAGAAGAUAGUGAUGAUCUUGGAGGAGAAAACGAUGAUGAAUACGAUUUGGUUGAUUUUGGCAAUGUAAUUGAAUUAUAUGUCACGGCAGAUUAUUUCCAACUAGUGGAAUUACAAAAUUUAAUUGUGGAAUUUAUAAGAGAAGCCUGUGAACGGGAAAAUAGAGGAGAUAUUGCACCGAAGUUGCUCAAUGACGCCGUUAAACUGAUGCAUCACAUUUUACCAAUAUCGGACGACGAUAUUUCUGUUCCUCUCUCCCCAUGUUCCCCCCAAAAUACCGAAUGUGAGAUAUUGACAUUACUAACAGAGGCAGUCUCACAAAUUCCAUUAGACAAUAUAAAGUUUGGUCGAUUAUCAUUGAGGGCAUUGAAAUACUUGCUAAUGUCUACUUAUCACAGUAAUAAAAUAUUCAAGGCACAAGAAUAUACAGUGCUCCGGUACGCAUUGUUAUUAUCAGCUAGAACGGUAUCAAAAGAUGCGUUUUAUAGUUUAGAAAAUAGAUUACCCACUUGGGAUAAUAUUAAGAAUAAUUAUCCGCCUAUAUUAUGUAAGAAUGACAUGUUGGCUACUUAUAAUAAUAUCCGCCGAGAUAUAUCUCACAUUGUCACUCCACUACUUGAAUACAUUGAUUUUCAAAGGAUUGAUGCGAUGAUCUUGGAGAAAUUAAUAGAACCGUUGGAUAUUAUUAACCAAGAGAUCAUAACGAAGGCGUAUAGGUUUCAUGCGACUAACCCACGUCCAAAGUUUCCGAUAUCAACUGAGAUUUCCAAUAGGUUGCCAAAAAGUGAUUUCCGCAAGAAAAAGCCACCCAUACCACCUAAGCCUAGAAAUAAUAAAGAAGGAAAUAGUCGAAAUAUUUCUCAUUCUUUACAACUCAUAGGACAACCCUUUGCAAUCAAAUGGGACAAGCAUUGUUGUAGCCCAGGGAUAAAGUUCGCCGAUAACAAUUCCACGGUUUAUGUGAACGAUGACAAAUUAUCUGAGUCGUGGAAAAGUGUUCGUUCAAAUCUUCUGAUGACUGCUGGAACAUACUCAUGGGCGGUUCAUAUUAAAAGCUCAGAAUACGUAGGAAUGGGUGUGUGCUCAAAAGAAUUUAACCAUAAUUUUCCGAGAAAGGUUGAAAACCAAGUAUAUGCAUGGAUACUUGGAUCGGACGGAUUAUUUUAUCACGGAGAAGAUAGACAUAAAUACGCGGAUGAGUUUUACGAUACUUAUGUAAACAGUAUAUGGGAGAAUAAGAUAGAUGUGAAAGUGGAAAUAACUGUGAAUAUGGAUGAGAAAUGGAUGAAAUUUACUAUAAAUGGGAAGAGACAUGAAAAGGUUAAUAGAUGGUUAGAUUUUCCAGAUGAGCUGUGGCCAGUAUGCUAUAUAAAGGGCGAGGGAUCAUGCAAGAUCGUAAAUUCCUUGAAACAAUUAUGA
Molecule: messenger RNA, 1845 nt
Organism: Acaulospora morrowiae
Lineage: Eukaryota; Fungi; Glomeromycota; Glomeromycetes; Diversisporales; Acaulosporaceae
Source: the annotation of a GenBank genome assembly